AUGACUUUAGGUCCUCUAGGAUUUAUACUUGUACACAUUCAAUGGCUUUUACAAACAAAUGCUCUUACCGCACUUGUUUGUCGAAAAAUUAUAUUAACCUAUAUCAGUAACCAAAUUUUUGAUACAACACUCUACUUACAUGGUCAAAGUGAAUUUUUAGCAAGGGCGAAAUUUAUAACCGUCUCUGCAGAUUCUGAUAAUAGAAUUCAUUGGUCUAUGGCGGAAUUUUGGAGCUUUGUAGUCCCUCUAUGGAUUUUAAAUAUCAUGAGAAAAAUAUUGGUAGCGGUUAUAUUAGCAGGAAUAUCUCUUAUACCAUUAAUUGGACCGCCAAUUGUAAACCAAUUGAUCAGUUCAAGGAGAGCUUCUUCUUACAUGGGCAGAUAUUUCGUUCUCAGUGGUACAGAUCCAAUGGCGGCCAAAAAUUACGAAUAUGAACAUUUAGGAUUAUUUUACAGUUUUGGUAUGGCUGCAGGUAUUUUAGAAUUUUUACCUUUAUUUUCAAUCAUCACCAUGACUAGCAAUACAGUAGGUGCUGCUAGAUGGAGUAUAGAUAUUAUAAAGAAAAAACGUUCUUAA
Molecule: messenger RNA, 576 nt
Organism: Zygosaccharomyces rouxii
Lineage: Eukaryota; Fungi; Ascomycota; Saccharomycetes; Saccharomycetales; Saccharomycetaceae
Gene: RRT8
Product: Rrt8p
Exons: 1
Coding region: 1-576 (191 amino acids)
Cellular component (GO): lipid droplet; prospore membrane; ascospore wall
Source: RefSeq, a predicted model, not a curated record